AAAUAGCCCAGGCUUGAGGCAGCGGCUGCAGCUGUGGAUCCGACCGCCUUCCGCGUGGCUCCAUUGGCGCUGGCCCCGCAGUGGUGGGCUCGAUUGGCUGCCUAGCCUGCAUUGACGUCCCUUGGAGCCCGGUGGCAGCCGGAGGUAAACAGCCAUGUGCAAUCCUCCACUCUAUAUUUAACAGCUGCUGCGGAGAAGGCAGGGACGCAGAGAACGGUGGCAGCUCUGGGGACAGCUCUUGUCUUGGGGAGAAGGCCCUCGCAGCCGCAGCCGGGCUGGCACCGGCCCGCACCGUGUCCGCGUCACCAUGCCAGCCUCCCAGAGCAGGGCCCGUGCCCGGGACCGCAACAACGUCCUCAACCGAGCCGAGUUCCUGUCCCUGAACCAGCCCCCGAAGGGGGUCCCAGAGCCCCGCAGCUCCAGCAGGAAGGCCUCAGGCCCCUCGGUGCAGCCCCCAGCCCCUGGCGACGGGGCCCGCGAGCGGCGCCAGUCUCAGCAGCUGCCCGAGGAGGACUGCAUGCAGCUGAACCCGUCCUUCAAGGGUAUCGCCUUCAACUCCCUGCUGGCCAUUGACAUCUGCAUGUCCAAGCGACUGGGGGUGUGCGCAGGCCGGGCCGCGUCUUGGGCCAGCGCCCGCUCCAUGGUCAAGCUCAUUGGCAUCACGGGCCACGGCAUCCCCUGGAUCGGGGGUACCAUUCUCUGUCUGGUGAAGAGCAGCACGCUGGCCGGCCAGGAGGUGCUCAUGAACCUACUUCUGGCCCUGCUCCUGGACAUCAUGACGGUGGCCGGCGUGCAGAAGCUCAUCAAGCGGCGUGGCCCGUUCGAGACGAGCCCGAGCCUCCUGGACUACCUCACCAUGGACGUCUACGCCUUCCCUGCCGGGCAUGCCAGCCGCGCGGCCAUGGUGUCCAAGUUCUUCCUCAGCCACCUGGUGCUGGCGGUGCCCCUGCGUGUCCUGCUGGUCCUCUGGGCCUUCUGCGUGGGCCUGUCACGCGUGAUGAUCGGACGUCACCACAUCACGGACGUCAUCUCGGGCUUCAUUAUCGGCUACUUCCAGUUCCGCCUGGUGGAGCUCGUCUGGAUGUCCUCCAACACUUGCCAGAGGCUCAUCUCUGCCUGGUGAACCGCCGCCCAUGGCUCUGGCAGGGGGGGCCCGAGAGAGGAGGCAGGAGGAGGCGGGCCGGCGGGGGAGGGGUGGCCUGGGCAGCCCCAAGUCCUCUUCCCCAUCUCGGCCGGAGGCGGGCGACCUCAGGCGGGCCCACCCAAUGUGCGGCAUGUGCAGUAGUGCCGGGUGGCCCCUGCUCCUUUGCUUGGACUCUGAGUCUCUCUCCAGGCAGGCCAGGACCCCGCGUGGGGACGGUCCUGCUUAGCUUCAGCUCUGGAGGUAGCAGGUGAGAACCAAGGUGGCAGGAGAGGGACAGAAUGUUGUCUUAUCCUUUCAUCAUCAUGACUGUUGAGUUCUUGGUUGUGCCCACUAUGCCACAGUACGACACCUGGCAAAAUACCCCCAACCUACCACCCAACACAGAUGCCAUUAACGGCCAUCGAGCGCUUAGGGCAGCGCUUUCCACUGGACACCAGCUUGCAAGAUGCUUUGGGAAGAAAAAGGGUUUUGUGGUCAAAUAAAUUUGGGAAAUGCUGCAUACUCUGCCCCCAUGUUGGACAUUCACAGGGGUUGUUAUUGUCGUAAAGGCUCUGACAAGUCCUGUAGAAAAGCUUCCUGUCGAACCUUGUGUAACCCCAUGUUUCCUAAGCUUAUCUGAGCACAGAACCCUUUUCUUGUGGAACAGCUAUGAAUCCCCAAGGAACCGUCGUUUCCUCAAGCUCGUUUUGGGAGAUGCUGCCCAGGAGCCAAAGGGCCUGAGGUGUGAGCUGGCCUCUCCCAGCACUGACCGGAGCUGGUCACCCCUCGCUGACCGGUGCCACCGCCUGUGGAAAGCGCACCGCCCAUGGGCAUCAGUGCCGCUUUGGCCCCCAGGGGCCGGACUCCGUGUGACCUAAUAGGUCGUUUCCAAGUCAGCUGUUACGGAUGUGCAUUUCAUGUGACAAUACAGGUGACAUGCA
This is a messenger RNA of Rhinolophus ferrumequinum (greater horseshoe bat), 2064 nucleotides long. RefSeq names its product phospholipid phosphatase 7 (inactive) (gene PLPP7). The transcript has 2 exons. The record is from RefSeq and is a predicted model, not a curated record. The coding region runs from base 308 to 1123 and encodes 271 amino acids. Gene Ontology annotation, molecular function: sphingosine-1-phosphate phosphatase activity. NCBI's taxonomy places the organism in Eukaryota, Metazoa, Chordata, Mammalia, Chiroptera, Rhinolophidae. Gene Ontology annotation, cellular component: nuclear envelope.